AUGAGGAGCUUAUUCGUUUUAUUAUCGUUAUUCUUUGCCACAUUUGUUUUUGCACAAACAGGUGACGUGGACUUGGUUAGCCGUGCCAUUGCCAGAAGAGCAGACGAGCCAACACAGGAAGAGUUGGAAGAAGUGGACCAAUAUUUGAAGCAACUAGUGGCUGCUGUUACUGGUAACACCACCAAGAGAGAUAACCCUGCGUUAACUGCUGCUUUCACUGCAUUAAACAAAUCAGGCACUGGUGUGCAAAUCGUGCACAGUUUAGCCACAAACUCACUUUCGCAGGGCACCACAAUCAAAGCAGUAGAGGAGUAUGUGAGUAACACUGGUUUGACUACAUUGUUGGAAGCUGCCGACAACUCUGGUUUAGCAGUUUCAGUAGUUAUGAGGUUCUUUAUCAACUACCUGUUGAUUCCUGCUUUAUGGGAUAUCAUUGUCGCUUUAUACAACAACGGUGUUAUUUCAGUCAAGAGAUUGGAUUUACUAGGAAUCAUUGGCUCGGUUCUUGGUAGUGUUCAAGAGUCCAUCUGGUCCUCAGUUAUCACUUUGGUUAACCUUGUUGCCGACCCAGAAUCUAUUUGUGAGUCGUUGAACAAAUCAGGUUUGGGUGUUUCUGUUGUUGAUGAUCUUUUCUCAACUAGUGAUGGUAAACUGUUCCUUAUCAAGUUGAUUACCGCUCUCGUAAAUGAUGGAGUUGUCACCUUGGGUAUUUUGCUUGACGCUUUGAGAGAAUCAAGCUUCCUCCAAAACACAUUCACAAAAGUCCUCUCGAGCUCAACCAACAGGAAAAUUAUCUUCAUUUGGGCCGUCAACAAUUUAGUGUCAUUGAUCAAGUACAUUUUCUAG
Molecule: messenger RNA, 846 nt
Organism: Lodderomyces orthopsilosis Co 90-125
Lineage: Eukaryota; Fungi; Ascomycota; Pichiomycetes; Serinales; Debaryomycetaceae
Exons: 1
Coding region: 1-846 (281 amino acids)
Source: RefSeq, a predicted model, not a curated record